Pseudo-nitzschia multistriata is the source of this 2326-nucleotide messenger RNA. Lineage: Eukaryota; Bacillariophyta; Bacillariophyceae; Bacillariales; Bacillariaceae. The record is from the annotation of a GenBank genome assembly.
CAUCAGGGUGGUACCAGUACCUCAGUCGCAACAACACAUCUGCCUUCAUAACCAGUAGGUCUAGAACCAUAUCAAACAGUCACACCUGCCCUAACCGGCAGUUAAUGCGAGCUCCUUCUUGACACAAAAACGCAAGAACGAACAUGUAUUGUUAGAGUCCGUGCAGCUGAGGUUCUCGUUCAGGGUCACAAUGUCGUCGUCUUCGGGUGCUAUUCCGUCGGGGUUUCCGUCGUCUUUCCCUAGUGGGUCACCAAGCAGUGUCGUCGUCGCAAACAUAACGGAAUCCUUCAUCGAAGCAGAGAAAGCCGAAAAAGAUCACGAGUUUAAUGCUGAAGCAGCAUUUACUCUCAAUCUGACCAUCAUUGCGUGUCUACUUCUGGCAUAUGCAAUCAAGAAAUUCCAGAUUUACAGCCUACCCGAAUCCGCAGGAGCACUUCUCGUUGGCGUCAUCGUUGGCGGGAUGGCCCGAUUGGCGGUCGGUGUUCAGAGGCUUGAUUUGUUUGAAUUCCAGCCGGAGGUAUUCUUUUUCGUGCUACUACCCCCGAUUAUUUUCGAGGCCGGCUAUUCGUUGGAUCGCAAGGGAUUUUUCGACAACAUCGGUGCCAUUACGCUUUUUGCCAUUUUUGGAACAUUCCUCAGCACAUUUGUCGUCGGCUACUUGUGCUUUAUUGCCGCUCAGCUUGGUUUGGUAGCUAUUGACGAUGAGAAUCCUAUGGAGGCCCUGAUCUUUGGAGCGCUGAUAUCUUCCGUCGAUCCCGUUGCGACUUUGUCGAUCAUGGGCAACGAAGACCUUAACGUUGACCCACUAUUGUAUUCACUGGUAUUUGGAGAGUCCGUCUUGAACGAUGCUGUAGCCAUCAGUUUAUUCAAGACAUUCUUUCGAUUCUACAACCCCGAAAUUUCAACACCCGAUGUAUCAUAUGUUGCAAUCAGUCUUUCCUUCAUCUUCGUUUUUGGGUGCAGUAUACUUGUAGGAGUAGGAAUCGGUCUCUGUGCUAGUUGGCUCUUCAAGCAUACCGAACUCAGGAUGUAUCCAAAUCUUGAAACAAGCUUGCUGAUGUGUUUUUGUUACUUAUGUUAUGCGGUAGCUGAAGCAAUCGGGCUGAGUGGUAUCAUGGCACUCUUUUCUGAGGGGGUUUGUCUCAGUCACUACAACGCAUACAACCUGAGUAUGGUUGCUCAUGUCGCAAGUGAACAGAUAUUUUCUACCUUCGCCACGUAAGAAAAUUGUUUGACCAAUGUCGACAUUGCUUCUUAUACUAAUGACACGAUCACCAAAUCUCACACUUUUGUCCAUCCCCAUUUCAAACCAACAGCCUCACAGAAACCAUUGUCUUUAUAUACAUGGGAAUGGAAGUGUUUACUGGAGGGUUUCAGAACUUUUCCCUGUCGUUUUUAAUUGUAGCGUUUACUAGCUGCCUAGUUGGAAGAGCUAUCAACAUCUUUCCGCUCAGUUUUCUUGCAAAUUUCUGCCGUGAGAGAUCGAACAAAAUUACUGGGAAAAUGCAAGUAGUUUUGUGGUUUGCUGGCCUUCGUGGGGCUAUUGCGUUUGCUCUUUCAGAGAAUAUGGUAAGUGUGUCACAAAAUAAUCCGACUCGCAAUCGUCAGAGGUUGGCAUUCGGUAUCCUUUGGUAGUCUUGUUGAACUUUUUUCGCGCGUUUUCACAACUCGGACUAAUGCAGUUGGUUUAUUUUUAUAUUGAAGCCUGGACCGCACCAAGACGUCUACAAAACUACGACAUUGACAAUUUGUAUCAUUACAACAGUAUUUUGUGGUGGAUUUACGGAACGCAUGCUGACUGUUUUUGGAAUGAGAGAAGAGCCGACGCCGAAGCUGGGGUACGGGACAGAUCCCGAAGACGACGGCCUGAAUUUGAAUUCAUUGACUUAUAAACCGCCUGUUGCACAACCCCGCGAAACCCCGAUGAUGCAACGAAAAAGACGAAUCGCGGAUGGUAUCAAGGGGGUAUGGUAUCGAUUCGACGAUAGAAUAUUGAAAAAACACUUUGGCGGCGAACGGGAAUUGUCAACAAGUCACAAAAAUCGGACAACGAAUGAUUAUUCCCAUGAUUCGUUCCCUGAGAAAGCGACAGGUAGAGAUGGAUCUAAUUGGCCAUCUCCAUCGAGAGGAAAUUAUGAAAUGAGGCAAAUGAACGGAACCAGAAUGGGUGUUUCGUCAAAUGGAAAUAACAACUCGACAGAAGAAAUGGUUUCCUUGACAGCGUCCUUCGAUGUGGAGCUGGAGAAUGAUGAUUUUAUAGCCUGAACAUGCAGCACUCUGUACAUGAUGAAUGUUGAGGUUGUUAAAAUAGAAACACAAUGUUUGA